AUGUUAGAUAACGGCAAAAAUCAACAGAGACUGAAGGAAACCAUUCUAGCUUUAAAGGCCAUAAAGAGAAAAAGGAAGAACUGUUGCUAUUUUCAGAGGAAAGAGGCUGUGAAAUUGAUACAGAUAUCAACAACGGCUGAAUUAUUGGACUGCGGUCAUGUUAUAGCAGCAGUUCGAUGGCUUCUUUCAGUAGAACAAAUCAAACCCAGUACACAUUAUUUUAAGCCGCCCCAUUCUGGAGAUAGCGUCCUAAAUCGGUUUAUGACUCUUGGAGUCACAGCUGCCGUCGCCAUCACCGUUGGCAGCAUCGUAAUAUUCAUUGUCUGCAUUGUAGCCAUUAUCUGCUGCUGCAAGAAAUCGGCCUGUAAAAAAGCGGAUCCAAAUAGUAUCACAACUACAGCAACUUCCGUUGUGACGAACGGAGGUGUAACACCUUUCCAAGGAAAAAUAAAUAAAGCAAAUCCACCUGCAGUGUUCACGCAUGCUCACCAGGGCUAUCAUCCAAUCCAACCCAGUGUUCCAGCAAUCGGACCAGCUUACACACCACUUACCCGGGAGUCGUACACCCAGUCAGCUAGUCCGUAUUCGUCGCAACCUACAUCAUGUCAUCGCUCAGCCACACCUACAAGCAGCAAAUCAGCCAAAUCGAAUCGUUCCAACCAAAGUGUUACUUUCAGCCAAGUUGGCACCAAUUACGUAAAUUCAUCACAAGGAAGGACCACACGGAACCCGUUACAGAUCAUUCAAGAGCAGACUCUUUCCCAUCCAAACCAAGCAUUCAACUAUUCCUGCCAAAUCUACAAAUGAUUCACCACUUCAAUACAAUCAAUCACAGACAAAAACUCUGUUUCAGAGUCAAAUUCAUCUGCAACAAUUACUCGUAUGCUCUGUAGCUGAUUUUGUAGUUGCUUAAUGCUUGUUGUUGGAUGAGCCCAAUGAAUUCCGCUUCAACAGGUCAGUCAUAUUGAGGUUGCUUAUCGUGCAAAGGAGAACUGUUGAUCGAAAAACCUGGUUAUUGAGGACAUCUCGUUCUUUAGAUAUAGAACAGGUGCGCCACCCAUAUUAAUGACGGGACAGAGUUCAAAGACAGACAUUUCGCUGCCAUAAUGAACAAAUUGGUCGACCACGUUGCAGCUCCCUCAUACUUACUUCGUAUGAAGCAUGGACCUUGAUGGUAAUGGAAAAUGUGAUGUUCACGCUUUCCAGAAUUAGUAAAUUUAAAUGUUUGCUACUGGG
This is a messenger RNA of Octopus sinensis (East Asian common octopus), 1236 nucleotides long. Its product is annotated as protein shisa-5. Bases 1 to 807 code for a protein of 268 amino acids. Lineage: Eukaryota; Metazoa; Mollusca; Cephalopoda; Octopoda; Octopodidae. The transcript is spliced from 6 exons. The record is from RefSeq and is a predicted model, not a curated record.